AUGAAGUGCCAAUGCCUUGUGUCUGCAUUUCAGACCUUGUUCAAGUUUCCAUAUUUGCCCAUGCUCCACAAUUGCAAAGUAUUUGUUAUGCUAGUUAUGAAACUUUAUGUCUUAUCAUUUGUGCUGGAUGACUUAAUGCAGAGGUUGCAUUUAUCUGGUGACAUGGGAUCUAAACGGCAUUUUGAUGAGGAGGAGUUUCUGGAGUUUUCCUUUAAGCAUCCAAAACAACAUGACUGCGGUGAUAAGGUGGCUUCAUUUGCAGGUAAAUUUUUCUGCUGUGAGGAUUCCAAGAAAGUCGAUUUUCUAGGUGCAGCCGAGGGCAUUUUUUGUAAAUCUCAAUUUAGCAAGGAGCCUAAAAAUGACAGUGUGAAUGCUUUCUCAAAUUCGAUUGAUAAGGAGGUUGACAGCAGUGCACCUUUAUCAUGGGGCAGCAGCCCAACUAAUGAGGAAGACACUGGAUCCGGGGCAGCAUUUUGCCCAUCUUUUUCUCGACAAUAUUUUGAAUUCGAGUUUCCAACCUUCAUUCAGUUUGAGGACUCAUUUUCAUCUAUGUUGCAUUCCUCUCCAAGAAAAGAGGUUCCUGUUGGACCAGAUCAUCAGGCUGAUGUGCCAGCAUGGGAGCCAGAAGUAAUCAAGAAACAUCCUAUGGGUUGUGGUGAUAUUGUUGACAUUGACAAGGAGGAGCAGCUGAUGGGAGCUUAUGUUAUUACAAUGCCGGGCUUAAAUUCAUCUGCUCAUGAUGGUGUAAAGGCUGGAAAUGGCAGACAUCAUUGUAGCUGCCCUGAUGAAGGAUCUAUUAGGUGUGUGCAACAGCAUUGCAAGGAAUUCCGGGAGAAAUUAAGAGAAACAAUUGGGCUUGAGAAGUUUGUCAAUUUGGGAUUCUCCGACAUGGGAGAGGAGGUAGCACACUCGUGGACUAAAGAAGAAGAAGAUGUGUUUCAUGAGGUGGUUUAUCUGAAUCCUGCGUCCCUUGGUAAGAAUUUUUGGUGGUACUUUCCACUUAAGUUCCCAUCUAGAACAAAAAAGGAGCUUGUUAGCUAUUAUUUCAAUGUUUUUUUGCUUCGAAGGCGGGCUGUUCAGAACAGAUCAAACUUGCUGGAGAUUGACAGUGAUGAUGAUGAAUGGCAGGGAAGUGAUGUUGGAGGCCUCUUUGCAGUUGAGCCUUUUUUUGAUCAAGAUGGCUGGGUUGAGCAUUCGGAUCAAUCCCCAGAUGAAACUGGCAAUGAUGACGAUGACAAUGGUGAUGGGAAUGCCGAGGAGAUAGCUGGUGUUGCAGAUACUACUGAGGGGGAUAUUGAAGUACAAAUUGAGAAGUCGACUGCCCACAAAAGUUUUAGUUCAAGUGACGGGUUUGGUUCUGUAUAUGCAUCAGACCCUUGUGAUGCUAAGGUUUGGGAUGCCAAAUCCUCAACGGGUCCAAUGAAAGGUGUUGAUCUCCUACCUGCAUGCAACAUGAUUGAAGAGAUUUGUGGACCAUGCACUUGGGACAGCAAGUCGAGCAAGGACAAACAUUAG
Ilex paraguariensis (yerba mate) is the source of this 1515-nucleotide messenger RNA. The record is from the annotation of a GenBank genome assembly. NCBI's taxonomy places the organism in Eukaryota, Viridiplantae, Streptophyta, Magnoliopsida, Aquifoliales, Aquifoliaceae.